AUGCCGGUUAUGAAAGGAUUAUUGGCUCCACAGAACACCUUCCUGGACACCAUCGCCACCCGUUUCGACGGAACACAUAGCAACUUCAUCCUGGCCAAUGCACAGGUGGCAAAGGGGUUCCCCAUAGUCUACUGUUCCGAUGGCUUCUGUGAGCUGUCUGGGUUUGCACGAACCGAAGUUAUGCAGAAGAGCUGCAGUUGCAAGUUUUUGUUUGGUGUGGAGACCAACGAGCAGCUGAUGCUUCAGAUUGAAAAAUCCCUGGAGGAGAAGAUAGAGUUCAAAGGAGAAAUUAUGUUCUACAAGAAGAACGGGUCUCUGUUCUGGUGCCUCUUGGAUAUUGUCCCUAUAAAGAAUGAGAAAGGAGAUGUUGUCCUUUUUCUGGCCUCUUUCAAAGAUAUAACAGACACUAAAGUGAAGAUUACUUCAGAAGAUAAAAAAGAAGACAGAGCCAAAGGAAGAUCAAGAACAGGGACCCACUUUGACUCAGCCCGGAGACGGAGCCGAGCUGUCCUUUAUCACAUCUCAGGACACCUGCAAAGAAGAGAGAAGAACAAAUUGAAAAUAAAUAACAACGUGUUUGUAGAUAAACCAGCAUUUCCAGAGUAUAAGGUUUCUGAUGCAAAAAAAUCCAAGUUCAUUCUGCUGCAUUUCAGCACUUUCAAAGCUGGCUGGGACUGGCUCAUUUUGCUGGCAACAUUUUAUGUUGCUGUGACAGUACCUUACAACGUGUGUUUCAUUGGCAAUGAGGACCUGUCCACAACUCGGAGCACAACCGUCAGUGACAUUGCAGUGGAGAUUCUUUUCAUUAUAGAUAUUAUUCUAAAUUUCCGAACAACUUAUGUCAGCAAGUCUGGCCAAGUUAUCUUUGAAGCGAGAUCUAUUUGCAUCCACUACGUCACCACCUGGUUCAUCAUUGAUUUGAUUGCUGCCCUGCCCUUUGACCUCCUGUAUGCUUUCAAUGUCACAGUGGUAUCCCUUGUGCAUCUUUUGAAGACUGUCCGGCUGCUACGUCUUUUGCGCCUCCUGCAGAAACUGGACCGUUAUUCUCAGCACAGCACAAUAGUCCUCACCCUGCUCAUGUCCAUGUUUGCUCUCCUUGCACACUGGAUGGCAUGUAUCUGGUAUGUCAUUGGCAAAAUGGAGAGGGAGGACAACAGCCUUCUCAAGUGGGAAGUCGGCUGGCUUCAUGAGCUGGGAAAGAGACUGGAAUCUCCGUACUAUGGCAACAAUACGAUGGGGGGCCCUUCCAUCCGAAGUGCUUACAUUGCUGCCCUGUACUUCACGCUCAGCAGCCUCACCAGUGUUGGAUUUGGGAAUGUGUCUGCUAACACGGACGCAGAGAAGAUCUUCUCCAUCUGUACUAUGCUGAUUGGAGCUCUGAUGCAUGCCUUGGUGUUUGGGAAUGUAACUGCCAUCAUACAGAGGAUGUAUUCCAGAUGGAGUCUAUAUCACACCAGAACCAAAGACCUAAAGGAUUUCAUUCGUGUGCAUCACCUACCCCAGCAGCUCAAGCAGAGGAUGCUUGAAUACUUUCAGACAACCUGGUCAGUCAACAAUGGAAUAGAUUCAAAUGAGCUUUUGAAAGACUUUCCAGAUGAGCUGCGCUCUGACAUCACAAUGCAUCUAAACAAGGAGAUCUUACAGCUGUCCCUGUUUGAAUGUGCCAGCCGGGGCUGCCUCAGAUCUCUGUCUCUCCACAUCAAAACGUCAUUCUGUGCUCCAGGAGAGUAUCUGCUACGCCAGGGAGAUGCUCUUCAGGCCAUCUACUUUGUGUGCUCAGGCUCCAUGGAAGUUCUUAAAGACAGCAUGGUAUUGGCUAUUUUAGGAAAGGGAGAUUUAAUUGGAGCAAAUCUAUCAAUUAAAGACCAAGUGAUCAAGACCAAUGCUGACGUGAAGGCACUGACCUACUGUGAUCUUCAAUGCAUCAUCCUUAAAGGUCUCUUUGAGGUCCUGGGCCUUUACCCUGAGUAUGCACACAAAUUCGUGGAAGAUAUCCAGCACGACCUCACAUACAACCUUCGAGAAGGGCAUGAAAGUGACGUAAUAUCAAGAUUAUCAAACAAAUCAGCAGUCUCACAGGCAGAGUCCAAAGGGAAUGGAAGCAUCAACAGGAGACUCCCAUCCAUUGUGGAAGAUGAGGAAGAGGAGGAAGAGGUGGAGGAAGAGGAGACCGCCUCCCUUUCUCCUAUCUACACAAAGAGAUCCUCUGUUUCACGCAGCAAAAAGAUCGGAGGCAAUAAAAGCUAUCUAGGUUUAAACUUAAAGCAACUAGCCUCAGGGACAGUGCCAUUCCACUCUCCAAUUAGAGUCUCUACUGCCAACUCCCCUAAAACCAAGCAGGAGGCUGAGCCAUCUAGCCAUGGCAGAAGGAUAGAGAAGAACCUGAAAGUGCAGCUUGGCAGUAUGACUAGCUCAGGAACCCCAGAGCUCAGUCCAAGGAUUGUUGAUGGAAUUGAAGAUGGCAACAGCAAUGAGGAAACUCAGACUUUUGAUUUUGGCUCUGAACAAAUCAGGCCAGAGCCCAGAAUCUCCCCUCCCCUUGGAGAUCCAGAUAUUGGAGCUGGUGUUCUGUUCAUCAAGGCUGAAGAAACCAAGCAGCAGAUAAACAAACUCAACAGUGAGGUAACAACAUUGACUCAGGAGGUCUCCCAACUAGGGAAAGAUAUGAGGAACAUCAUGCAACUUCUGGAAAACAUCUUGUCACCUCAGCAGCCAUCAAGGUUUUGUUCUUUGCAUCCCACUCCGAUGUGUCCUUCCAAAGAAAGCUUACAGAUGAGGAUGAGCUGGAGUGCUCACCAACCUUGCCUCCAUUUUCAGACAGGUGGAGCACAGCUUUAUCAUGGUAAUGUCACCUCUGACAUCUGGAGUAUGGAUCCCUCCUCUUUGGGCAGCAGCCCUCAAAGAACUGUAGCUCAUGAGCAAAAUCCAGCAGAUAGUGAACUGCAUCUUUCUCCAAAGCUUGAUUAUUCCCCCUCCCACUGCCAGGUCAUCCAGGAAGGUCACUUGCAGUUCCUGAGGUGUAUUUCCCCCCAUUCUGAUAGCACACUGACACCUUUGCAGUCAAUCUCCACCACUCUCUCAUCCUCAGUCUCUUCCUCAUCAGAAACAUCCUUGCACCGUGUUCUCCCAAGUAGAUCAGAAGAGGGCAGCAUCACCCACAGACCUGUGAGUUCCUUCAGUUUGGAAAACUUACCAGGCUCCUGGGACCAAGAAGCAAUGAUGUCAUCCUCUACAGAAACCUUGGAGAACUUUCCAGUAGAAGUUGUCACAAGCACAGCAGAUUCAAAGGACAGUAAAGCCAUAAACCUAUGA
Messenger RNA from Cricetulus griseus (Chinese hamster), 3312 nucleotides. NCBI's taxonomy places the organism in Eukaryota, Metazoa, Chordata, Mammalia, Rodentia, Cricetidae. The record is from RefSeq and is a predicted model, not a curated record.